Messenger RNA from Lolium perenne, 547 nucleotides. Its product is annotated as ubiquitin-like protein 5. Gene Ontology annotation, biological process: protein modification process. Gene Ontology annotation, molecular function: protein binding. Lineage: Eukaryota; Viridiplantae; Streptophyta; Magnoliopsida; Poales; Poaceae. The record is from RefSeq and is a predicted model, not a curated record.
CUGCAGUGUCCUCGCACGGCACGCCAUAUGAACAAAAUCUCUUCUCUGCUGCUGCUUGUUCUGAUCGCCCACGAGAGCUCCCGCCUAGCUCGCUGCUGCUUGUUGCGUUUGUCGGAGGUUGGAAUUAGCCGUCGGCGAAGAUGAUCGAGGUGGUGCUGAACGACCGGCUGGGGAAGAAGGUGCGCGUCAAGUGCAACGAGGACGACACGAUCGGCGACCUCAAGAAGCUGGUGGCAGCGCAGACGGGGACGCGCGCCGACAAGAUCCGCAUCCAGAAGUGGUACAACGUCUACAAGGACCACAUCACCCUCGCCGACUACGAGAUCCACGACGGCAUGGGCCUCGAGCUCUACUACAACUAGCGAUCGAUCGAGAGUAACUUGUGUGUGUGUAUCUACUCGAUCUCCGCCUAGUCUUUCUUUUUGCCGAUUGAAUUCUCUUAUUAUGAUGCAGCAGGGUGAUUUUGCUGUAUAUAUGUGACUUAAAGUGUGAUACUAUCUCGUUCUGUUACGAUCUGAAAGGUAUUAUGGAGUGAAUUUAUGUUGAU